CCUCCUCCCCCUCCCUGAAGAUGUAGACGUGUUUGCACACUGGAAACUGUCGGUAGGAACGCUUGGAGGAAGGGAGCGUCAUGCGGGAGCAGCGACAGGGGGUUUUAUUUUUUUGAAACGUUGUGAAACAUAAUCCAUCUCAGCAGCAGCAGCAGAGCAUUUGAUAGAAGCUCGAAGACAAAGAAGCAGCAGAGUUGCUCAGUGUGGAGCUCAGAGCUGAAUAAGAGGCUUUGGGAGGACUCGUGCUCGGUUCAGCGUCACCGCGUGUUUUUUUUUUUACCGUUUUAUUUUUUUUUUUUCGCGUAAAGAAAACAUUUUUUGCAAACCCUCGUGCGCCCUAUUUUUGCGCACGAACUACUUUCUGCUGCGUCUUCACUGACAAAGAUCACGACCGCUUCUGGAUCAAAGCCUUAAACAGUUUCUUACCAAAUAUAGACACUGUUAAUGCUAGGGGGUCCUUGACGGAGCGGAACGGUCCUAGCUGCCAAAGUUUAUAAUUAAAUUCUCAAACCAUUUGGAGUUAUUGGGUUUCUUUUGACAACUCAAUUUGCGUAAUUAGCAAAUUAACUCUUGUGUUAGUUAUUGAAGCAGCUGGAGUUGAUCUUCCAAUUUGUCUGCAUAUUGUGGUAGUACCCUGUUGAAUUGAAUGCGCUCUGACUGCUCUCCACAGAAGCCAUUUUUAAGUCUUUAAUUUCCUCUGUAGUCAUUCACUACUCCACCAGCAUCGGACUGCCGGUGCACAUAUCAUUUUGAAGCACACGUAUAUAUUUGUUCCUUUUUGUUCCUAAAUCACCAACAAUGACUCUCUGUGCGUCUGGGCGCGGUGGAUAUGCCAUGGCUGGGUUUCUGUUGGUCCUUGUGUUAGUGGUUGGAUUGGCUGCAGCUGAAGCUGAGCAGACCAAGUCGACCUCGCCGGUCACCCUCCGGACCCUGAUCACCGGGUCCUGCCAGGAGGUGCAGCGGUAUGCGGAGUCGGUGCUUGGAAGCGGGGUGAUCCGUUCAGUGACUGAGUUUUUCGAGAUGGUGAUCCGAUUCCUGGCUGAAGGAGCUGCCAGUGGCCUGAACGUUAUUGCCGUAUACGUCACAGAAAUCCUCAGGGUCACAGGGUUCGAUGCUGCAGUGCCCCGCUUCACUCCGGAGGGUGUAGCAGCCAUCGCCCAGUGGGGUCUGUUGGCCCUCAUUGGCUACUGGGUGCUGACCAUCAUUCUGCGUCUGUUCCUCUGCGUGGCAAAGCGGGUGUUCUGGGUAGUGAGAACCGUUUUGGCGCUCUGGCUUUUUGGACUGAUUGUGACUGACAAGACCGCCACAGCAGAGAUCACGGCGGUGCGAGUGGGCGGCCUGGUUCUUGUAUGCGUUGUGUUGUCUCUGCUCACUUCAGCCUCUGAAAAGACUUCUACAGUUGAAGACCGCCUGAACUCCCUGGAGGGCCGAGUGAAGGCGGUGGAGAAAAGGAAAGGGGAGUAGUGACCAGAGAGGGUGGAGGGAACAGGCUUUAAAAUGGACAAAGGUGAUGGCAGUGUUGGAUAAGAAAAUAGAAACACUGAUUGUUUCUGUAUGUGUGUCAAACUGUUUUGGGAAAUAAAGUAAUCUGAGGGAUUUUUAUUCAGAAA
This is a messenger RNA of Notolabrus celidotus (New Zealand spotty), 1610 nucleotides long. Its product is annotated as transmembrane protein 109-like. Bases 799 to 1464 code for a protein of 221 amino acids. Gene Ontology annotation, biological process: cellular response to gamma radiation; intrinsic apoptotic signaling pathway in response to DNA damage by p53 class mediator. The transcript is spliced from 3 exons. NCBI's taxonomy places the organism in Eukaryota, Metazoa, Chordata, Actinopteri, Labriformes, Labridae. The record is from RefSeq and is a predicted model, not a curated record.